GGGCCGGCCUGUGUGUCCACUCAGGCGGCCUCAGGCUCUCUCCGGUCCCCGCCCCUUCCUCUAACAGCCGCUUUUUCAAAACCCGCUACAAACCACCGGAGAGAGAAGGAUGAGACACGGGGGAGAGAGGACACGAAGCCGGGCCAGCAGACACCCUGAAAACCGGCAGACAGUCCUCUGAUAUCUGGACAUAAAAACAAACUUCCACAAACUCAAACCGGACCGGCGCAUCUUCGAGCGGAGUUUACCCGCUGACACGCAUCUUUGUCCGGGAGAAAACCGCGCCGCCGCCCGCCGGAGGAAGAAAUGCUGUAAAAGUUUGUUUUGCCGCAUAAUUUAAAUCCAAAUUCAGGUUGGGAAAAAGGAGCCGACUGUCCUCCAAGUUCACAGACUGUGGGCAGGGUGCUGUCCUGUGGGAUGGAUGACACCCAAGAGCAGGACUAUGAGGAGCGCCUAAAAGAAGUUUUUAACAGUUUCGACGCCAGCGGCUCCGGCUCGCUGUGCACGGAGGAACUCGCCGACCUCUGCCAGUCCCUGCACCUUGACGAUGCCACACCAGCCCUUCUCCAUGCGCUGCUGCAGAACCAGGACCGCCUCACUGCCAGGGUCGACUUUGACGCGUUCAAGAACGCGCUGAUUCAGGUGUUGUCGUCGAGUGUCGAGCAGGCGGAGCAGGAGAGCCCGCCGAAACCGGAAUCUCCUGAGAUCCAACCAAAGUUCGUGAAGGGCAGCAAACGCUACGGCCGCCGCUCCACGCCCGAGUUCAUCGAGCCUAUUUCCGACCCGUCCGAAGUUAAAAUCGCAAAUCCGUUGGAGGAGGAGGAGCAGGACGAGGAUCCUGAGGACAACUAUGACUCAGCUGUUCCGAGGAAGCGUGAGCGCUGGAAUGCUCACGAAACAAGCUCCGAGGAAUACGAGGCUGAAGGCCAGAUGCACCUCUGGAACCCCGACGAGCCGAGCACACCCCGGAAAUCCAGCCUCCCUCUGCCGAGCUGUUUGGAGGAGAGGCUGCGCGAAGCCUGCGCCGAGCUGAAGAUAUCGUGGGACGGGUACGCCGGACACGCCGAGCUGCUCGCUCUGUGUGAACACCUGAGCCUGGAGGUAAGCGUCGACGUGCUGCAGAGUCUAACCGGCGAUGGAGCGAUGAACGUUCAGGAGUUUGUUUCCAGGGUUGUAAACCACAACAAACCUCCGACACCGUCCGCCUCCACCCCCUACAGACAGCUGAAACGACUCCACUCCACCCAGCCGUUUGAUGAAGGAGGCCGCCGGAUCGCCACUCCAUCUGCUCUGACCAGCACCAUCGGCAUGCGCCUCUUCUCCACCCUCGAUGACGGUACCGGUUUCACUCCAGUCGAAUACAUCCUGGAUGCCUGGAUGGAGGAAGGGAUAGAAAACAGCACCGAGAUCCUGCAGGCUUUGAAUUUCAGCCUCGAUGGAAAACUGAGUCUCAGCGAUCUCACCAUGGCGCUUGAAAACGAGCUGCUCGUCACUAAGAACGGGAUUCACCAAGCGGCGCUGGCGAGCUUCAAAGCUGAGAUCAGAUAUCUCCUAGAGCAAGUCGACCGAGAAGUCCGGGAGAAAGAGAAAAUCCGAUCGGACCUGGAGAAAGCCGAAAAACUAAAAAGUCAGCUCGCCACUGAGGUGGACGAGCAUCACUCUGCGAUUGAACACACGAAUAAUCUCAACCUCAGGAAGCUUGAACAGGACCACAAAGAGAAGCUCGCGGCUGUCCGAUCGGAGCUGAUGCAGGAGAUGGACCAGCUCCAGCAGCAGGCCGACCUGCAGCGCGAGGAGAUGGAAGCAGAAGUCCAGAAGAUCAGAGAGGAUGAAUCUUUCCUCAGAGACCACCUCUCCAUCUCGGUGAAGGAAAACAGGCGUCUUGAGAUGGAGCUGCUGGACAGCAACGAAAAGCUGCUGGAGGCACAAAGCCAGAUUACAAAACUCCAGACGUGUGUGGACAACGCUAUGAAAGAACGGUUUGGAGACUUGGACCCCAGCAGUGCCGACUUCCUCCUUCAAGAGGAACGGAUUAAACAGCUGCGCAGCAGCUAUGAAGCUCAGUACAGGGAGCUGCAGGAUCGUAUCGACGAGCUGCAGUCCGAGCUGCGGGAGUUCCACAGCCUGGGACGGGUUCAUCAGCCCUGCCACAAACCUCUCUCUGAAGAGCUGGAGAGCAAAAGCCCCGGCAUGGAGUCUGAUCCAGGUAUCGGUUCAGAGGAAGUUCAGCCGUUCAGCAUGAGCCUCGAGGCGGAGAUGAUGUUGGAGCACCUGAAGGAGCAGCACCUCCAGGAAAUGGAGGAGCUGCGAAACCAGCUGGAAUACAAGAUCAAUGAGUUUGACGAGAUGGUGGAGAAGCAGAGGACGAGCCACGAGGACCAGAAGGCCACUUUGGCCAUCCAGUACCAGCAGGAGGUCCAGGCUUUGAGGGAGGAGAUGGCCGGUGUUCAGAGCCACGCACAGGAGCUCCAGAGCCAGCUCGAGAAAGCGGAGCUGGAGCGGACGUGUCUGGAGCAGGCGCAGGCCGAAGAACGGGAAGAGCUCGAGAAUCUGCAAGAGGAGGAAGUGGGCGCUCUGAGGCAACAGCUGCUCGAGGCCCACACCGACACCGCCGACCUGGAGGAGCAGCUGAAGAGCCUCGAAGCCCAGCACGCAGAGAUGGAUAAAAAACUUGAGGAGCUGAGGGAACAACACGCCGCUGAGAUGAGUAAACUGGAGAGGGAGCAUGCAGAGCUCUCUGAAGCCAGACUGGAAGAGGAGAGGAAGAAACUGCAGGAGGAAAAGGCCGAGUCUGAGAAGAGGCUGUUGGGUGAUUUUGAAAGGGAGAAGGAGCUGCUGAACCGGAGGCAUGAGGAGGAACUGAAGGCCAGGCUAGAGGAGGCGAAGGUGAGGUUCGAGGAGGAGCGUGACGAGAUUGUGCAGAAGCUGACAGAGCAGUGGCAGAAAGAGAAGGCUCAGCUGGACGAGCAGAACAACGAGUCUCUGCAGGCGCUGCUGGAGGAAGAGAUGCUGAGACUUGUCAAGGAACAGGAGGAGAAGGAGGUCAAGCUGAGGGAGCAGUGGGAGACGGAGCGAGCCCGGCUUCAGGAGCGUCAGGAGGAGGCUCUGCUCGGUAGAGUGGCGCGAGAAAGGUCGCAGUUACAGGAGCAGUUCGAGCAGAGGGAGAAAAGGCUGAAGGAGGAGUGGGAGAGCGAGAGGUCGCAACUGGAGGAGGAUUACGAAGGGAUGAUCCAGGAGAGGGUGAGUGAAGAGAGGGAGAAGCUUCAGGCGGAGGCGGAGGAGGAGGAGAAGAGGGUCGAAUUCUUGAUGGCAGAGGAGAGAGCUCGUCUAGAGGAGACCGUGAAGGAGCUGACCGCCAAGCACGCCGAAGAGAGGGACGCUCUCAGCGGCAUGUUGGACAGACUACGAGACGAUAUCGCUCAGGAGAGAUCUGAGGCCAGCCGUCUCGCUGAAGAAAACCACGUCCUCAGGCAGAAGCUUUCUGCGUUGAAGGAAGAGGACUUGAAAGAGGCUCAGGAAGAGAUGAUGCAAAGAUUGGAGCGCUUAAAAAAAGGGAAGGUUGCGGCUCAAAAGGCAGCGGAGAACUUCAAGAAACAGAUUUCAGAGCUGCGUCUGCAGAUCCAGCAGCUGGAGGACGAGAACGGGACGCUGUCAGAGAAAGACACCCAAAACAUCACCGAUAUGCAAAACGUACGGCAGCAGCUGGCAGAGCUGAUGAAGGAAAACGAGAGGAGGGAGGCGUUCCCGUCUGAAGAGAAAAACAAGAUGGCAGCUUGUGUGUCUGCUCUGGAGGCAGAGCUGACCAAAGCUCUGGAGGACACCGCACAGCUGGAGGAGAGGAACACUCAGCUGUCACAGCAGCUCUCUGACCUCAGAGAGAAGGUGGCCAAAGUCGACUCGAUGGAGAGACGGCUCAGCCACCUCACGGAGGAGCGUCAGAGCGCGGAUAAGGAGUCCCAGGGCCUCCGCAACCAGCUCGACAAAGCUGAGGAGAGGGCGAAAACCACGGAUGAAACUCUCCAGGCCCUGAACCAUCAAAGUGCUCGCCUCAAGUCGGACCUUCGAGUUUUGCAGCAGGAGAGGGAUUCCCUCAAACACGACGUUGCCGUGCUGCACAAACAGCUGCAGAAUGUCAACGAGAAGAACCAUGUUUUGGAGAUGGCCUUGCACUCGAGCGGCCUCCAGAAUCAGAGCAAGAAGCGUUACAGAGACGAGAUGUCGCGGCUGAUGGAGCAGGAUCAGCAGCUGCUCAGCCAGGAGAACGAGCGGCUUCAGGCCGAGAUGCUCAGCAUCAAGGGAGACCUGGUGCAGUCCAGAGAAAAGGUCCGUCAGCUCGACGCCACCGUCCUGUCCCUGAAGCAGCACAGACAGCAGAGCCAGUCCUCCCUGGUGAAGGCGUUGGAGCAGGAGAACUCCUCUCUUAAACAGGAGCUCGAGGCCCAGAAGGAGCUCGCUAAGGGCUGUGAAGCGGGACCAGGACACGCAGAGCUGGAGAGCCUUCAACAGGAAAACGAGGCGCUCAGGACUCAGAUGGCUCGACUGUCGACACAGCUGCUGGAGACAUUUCAGGCUCAGUUGGUCGGCCUUCUGCCUCCGUCACCCCACAGGAUGCCGAGGGGACCGCAUCGCGGAGAAGAUCCCGACAACAUGCAGGGGGCGAUGCCGGAGCAGCGGGCGGCUCACGCGGACAGCUACCGGCGGAUCGGUGGACUGUAAAACGCCAGCCACGUCUUUCCAUGCUCUUCACUUUCGCCUCUUUUUUUCCCCCUCCUCCAACGACUGCUCCUCUCAGUCCUGCUCCUCUCAGUCCUGCUCCUCCUGCUACUGUACUGUAGGACCGUGGCGUCCUUUCUGCAUCCUUGUAGGAAGAUUGUGAACAAACGUGGUGCCUGAUUCAAACGGGCAUGAAUGUGUAAUUGUAUUUUCCUGCUGCUAGGUGGCAGGAAAACACACAAAAGGGCUUUUCCCAAUGGGAUUUAGGUGAAUUAAUGACACUAUAAUGAAAAUGUAAAGUUUGCUGUGUCGAGUUCAGCAUCUCUAAGCGACUUUUUAACGCAGGGUGUGUUUUUCUGGGAGUGUUCUGUUUAUGCACUUGUACCAUGUGAGACAGGGUAUAUAUAGAAAUAUCCUCAGAGGCGAAAUGUUGUGCGACAUCUUGCCUUACGACCAUCGAGGAGUGUUAAGCUGAGGCCUCGCAGCCUUCUGAGCCUUUUUUCUAACAAUCAAGCAAAAGUCUGCGUCAGUCAGGGUUUAUCUGUUAACGAAGAUGCUUAAUAAGGUUUUCACUGUUUUGUUUUUUUUGUUUUUUUAUGCCUGUAUUUCUGAUUUCACGCCGCGCAUAGUUAAAUGUUUCUUCAAGCUUCCUGUUUUUAACGUUGUAUUUGUGUUCUGGGAAUGUUUCUGUCUCUGCUCCUGCUGCUGCUGCUGCUGCACGACCAAAGUGAAUCACAUCUUUCGUUCACGUCACACGGCUUGUUAACUUCAAAUGCUAUUUAUUAUUGGACCAAAUUAUUGUUUGUCCCCAGUAGAUUAAUGUUGUUCUGUCUGUUAAUUAAUGUCGUAUCUGUGUGUUUUCUUUUUUGCACCAUGUAUAGACUCAAAUGUUUUAUUUGUUUUAUUUAUUUUAAUAGAAUCAUGUUAGGGUUUAUUUUAUUUAUGCAUUAAAUUAUUUUUUUGUAGAAGUAUCUGGAAUACGUGGCAUAAUUUUAUACCUAUUUAUAAUUUUAUUUAUUGUUUUUGUAGUGAUUGUCCCGCUCCUUAUUAUUUUUAUUUUUAGAAAUGUACCACACUCCAUUUAAUGCAGAAGACAAAAUAAAGCAUCAA
Messenger RNA from Larimichthys crocea (large yellow croaker), 5823 nucleotides. It is a transcript of the gene nin, whose product is annotated as ninein (GSK3B interacting protein). The coding region runs from base 418 to 4716 and encodes 1432 amino acids. Lineage: Eukaryota; Metazoa; Chordata; Actinopteri; Sciaenidae. The record is from RefSeq and is a predicted model, not a curated record. The transcript has 27 exons. Gene Ontology annotation, biological process: centrosome-templated microtubule nucleation; centrosome localization; microtubule anchoring at centrosome. Gene Ontology annotation, molecular function: calcium ion binding. Gene Ontology annotation, cellular component: ciliary transition fiber; centrosome; centriole.